Messenger RNA from Chlamydomonas reinhardtii, 3598 nucleotides. RefSeq lists its product as uncharacterized. Lineage: Eukaryota; Viridiplantae; Chlorophyta; Chlorophyceae; Chlamydomonadales; Chlamydomonadaceae. The coding region runs from base 142 to 3018 and encodes 958 amino acids. Gene Ontology annotation, molecular function: protein binding. The record is from RefSeq and is a predicted model, not a curated record. The transcript has 11 exons.
GCAUAGGCAGCCCAUAGUUGUACAGAUAUAGGCUGGGCCGUAUCAAGUUUGAGCAGGCAGGAAGGGCAGUUUCUAGAAGGACCAGGCCAGCCUCAAACGCUGUAUAGGAUAAAGAAGAAAACCUGAUUGAUAAUGACAAAAAUGCAUAGCGCGCCGGAUCAAGCGUCCACAACGCCAAUUAGAGUUGAGUCGGCGCGAUCGUCGGGCGUAGAGGAGGAGGCGCGCUCGGGAGCCGCUGGGCAGGCGGAUGAGGAUGCAGUGAUGGUGGCGGAUCAGGGCGGCGAGGAGGAAGGGGAGGCCGGAGACCAUGGCGGGGAGCAGGCGGAGGGGUUGGUUGAGUCGGCACCAGCUGCCGUGCCGACUGCUGCCAGUCCCAUGGCUGCUGCUGCAGCUUCGGGCACCUCUGAUGGAGCUCACCGCGCUCGCAGUGGCGGUAUCAGCCCCAUCCUUCCCAUUCUGGCCGUUGCGGCUGCCGCAGCUGGCAUCUGGCUCAUCCGCCGCGCCCGCAACGGCAGUGCCGGCGGCACCGGUGCCUCCGCCUCCGCCGGCAAGGCUGCUGGCAAGGCCUCCGCAGGCGGUGCCUCCCGCCCUGGCACCCGCAAGGGCCGUGGCGGCGCCGCAGGCUCCGCCGCCGCCUCCAGCACCUCCGCCCCAGCGCCGCCGCCGCCUCCCCCGGAGCCGGUCGACCCGGACACAUUCGAAAUCCUGGCGGCGGCGGUGCCGGAGGCGGCCGCCGCCGCCACUGCCAAGCCCAGCGGCUCGCUGCCGCUGCCGCUGGGUGGUGUACGGCUGGUGGUGGGUGAGGACGUGGACUUGCUGGGGGCGGCCACCAGCCUGGGGGCGCCGGAGGCAGUGCUGGCGGAGGCCGCAGCGGCCAGCUGCCCCGCCGUCACGAAGCUGCAGGCUGCAGGCGCCGUACUGGUGGGCAAGACUGCCGUACAGCCGCUAGCGAUGGACGUGCUGGGUGCCAACUACGGCAACCCGUAUAACAAGGCGCACGUGGCGGGCGGCGGCAACACGGGCGCGGCGGCGGCCAUCGCCACUGGGGCCGCGCAGCUGGCGGUGGUGAGUGACGCGCUGGGCAGCGCGUGUGUGCCGGCGGCCUGCUGCGGCGUGUACUGCUACCGAGCGACGCCGGGGGCGCUGGGGCAGCCCAACGCGGCGGCUGCGGCGGCGGCGGCGGGCGGUCAGCCGGAGGGGUGGCAGGAGUCGCUGGCGGUCAUGGCGGCCGACCCCAACGUACUGCUGAAGGCGGCGCAGACGCUGGGCGCACCGGGCAGCUUCAACCUGCGCGGCGAGAUCGUGCGGUUCGUGGUGGCGGAGGACCUGUUCGCUGCCUGCGCCGUGGAGUACCAGCCGGCGGGGCUGGCCAUCAAGCGGGCCAUCCUCAAGUGGGCCGGCAGCGAGCAGGCGGGCGCGGUGCAGCUGUGCAGGUUCCUGGCUGAGAACUCUGCUGGCUGGCAGUCGCUGCAGCCAGACGCGCUGCUGGCGGACAUUGGCGGACUGCCUCCGGGGCUGGCGGCAUGGGCGUCGGCGGCGCGGCUGCUGCGGAGCGCGGGGCUGCGGGUGGCGCUGCCUGGGCUGGCGGCGGCAGAGGAGGAACCGAAGCAGGCGGAGAAAGAGGAGGGGCAGGAGGGGGCGGAGAAGGCGGAGGGCGAGGAGGAGGGGGGCGCAAAUGGCGAGGCGAAGGCGGCGGCGGAGGGCGAGGAGAGAAAGGAAGAGGGCGAGGCGAAGCCAGCGGAGGAGGCAGCGGCGGCAUCGAGCGCGGACGCGGAGGCUGGGGCUGAGGGCCGCCCGCCGCGGCGGCAGCUGCUGCCGGCGGCGCCGAGCCCGGAGCGCCUGGCGGCGGCGCGCGAGGCGGCGACGCAGUUGUACGACACGCUGCGCCACACCGUCAAGCCCGACACCGUGAUUGUACUGCCGGUGGUGCCGGCGGCGCCGCCGCGGCGGCGGUCGGCUGUGUCCACUCCCGAGGGCGCGGCGUUCGAGGCGUUGACGCACUGCUUCAACAGCCUGGCCUCGCUGGCGCAGUGCCCAGUGGUGGUGGUGCCGCUGGGCACGGUGGCGGACGGCACGCCGCUGGCGGCAGCGCUCAUGGGCUGCGCCCGCUUCGACGCGCGGCUGCUGGCGGUGGCUGCCAAGAUGGGGCCGGUGAUGGCGGAGGCGUUCGAGGGAGUUAAGGAGGGACUGGCGGAGGCGGUCCGGAAGCAACAGGAGGCGGAGGAGGCGGGCUCUGCGCCUGCGGCCGCGCCCUCGUCCUCAGGCGCAACCUCCGCAGCCUCCGCGCCGCCGGCGGGCAGCCGCAGCGGAGCAUCGGCUGCAGCCGGCAGCGGCGCGGCCUCUGCCUCCGGCUCCUCGGGCGGCGGCGCCGCCCCGGCUGCGGUGGAUCCUCGGCGAGUGGAGCGGGCGGAGCGGUUCAAGGGCCGCGGCAAUGAGCUCUUCAAAGCAGGCAAGUUCGCUGACGCACUGACGGAGUACAGCAAGGCCAUCAAUGAGCACCCCGACAACCCCGUCUACUACAACAACCGCGCCAUGGCGUGCCUCAAGAUCUUCCGGUUUGAGCAGGCGGAGGAGGACUGCAACCGGGCGCUGCGGUUCGACCUCAAGGAGGCAGACAAGGCCAAGGCGCUGCUGCGGCGCGCCACCGCCCGCAGCGCCCUGCAGAAGUACGGCGAGGCGGAGAAGGACCUGCGGGCGGUGCUGGCGGUGGAGCCCAACAACCGGCAGGCGCGGGAAGACCUCACGCACCUGCAGCAGAUGAAGGCCGACAUGGCGGCGGCGCAACAGCGCAUGGUGCAGGAGUUCGCGGCGCAGAGGGCCAUGGCGCCCGGGGCGGCGGCGGCGGCGGCGGCGGCCGCAGCCGGCGGGCGCGCUGGCGGCGGCGCCGGCGGCUUUGACCCGGCCGCUGAGCUGGGCUUGCCGCCUGGGCUGGACUUCUCGCAGGUGGUGGCGGCGGGCGGCCCGGAGGCGUUCCUACAGCAGAUGAUGCAGCAGGCGAAUGGCGGCAUGCCGCGAUGAAGGAGAGCAGCCGAGGGGCGACGGGAAGGGUGGGGGAGGGCGCUUGUCUGGAGUGGGAGUGUUGGGAGAGCGGUGGGACGGUGUUAAGGCAGUGUUGGGAGGAAGGUUGCAUGUCGGGGGAAUGGGUGUUGUGGCGUUGGGGGUAAAUGUUGAACCAAUCCCGGCGUUGGGGCAAGAGGCAGGCUGUGCGCGAGUGGCGGAGCAGGGAGCUGGGCAGGUGCUGAGCGUGACGGACAGGGAGGGCGCGGCAGGGCGGAAGCCUAGAAGGACUGCGAGACCGUGUGUGUGAAGAACAAUUUGCGGCGUUGCUUGCAUGCGGGGACAGGGGUAUAGUGCAUUCUUGAAGGAAUUCCUCCGCCUUGUUCUUCGGGUUGGCUCCCACACAGCGCAAACCCUACCGGCACCUCAUGGUCCUCUUCACUCUCUGCAGCAUGCAACAGCAGGCAAAGCAGCAGAGCAGGCGAACGUAGUGAGUUUGAAGCGCCUUCAUGGCUUUACCUUCCUGUGCUUCAGCACUGCCAAGACCACUAGAACUUCAGAAGCUCAAGGAGCGCCGGUGUCAAAGAUCCGGCUGAUCUAU